AUGCUACAAGAAGUGCCUGAAGACUUCAAGAGCGCCCUUGAGCAGGAGAUUGGAAUUGAUGAAGUUGUCUCUCCUAGGAAUUACAUAAACAAAUCCGCCUUGAACGCUGAUGAAAAACAAGAAACUGUGGUAGAUCCAAAGGGUAAAGAAGAACAGCAGCUGGCUGCCUCUGAUGCCAUAUCUAAAGUCACAUCUCAAGUAGGAGAACAAACAUCUGAAGAGCAAGCACAAGAAACCACUUCAGAAACUUUAGCUGCAAUGACAACUGAAACAAGCAUUGUCCAAUCGGAUGCGGACACACAAUCUUCGGAGAAGUCGGACAACCAGAGAUGA
Zingiber officinale is the source of this 333-nucleotide messenger RNA. Its product is annotated as sec-independent protein translocase protein TATB, chloroplastic-like. The coding region runs from base 1 to 333 and encodes 110 amino acids. Lineage: Eukaryota; Viridiplantae; Streptophyta; Magnoliopsida; Zingiberales; Zingiberaceae. The record is from RefSeq and is a predicted model, not a curated record. The transcript is spliced from 3 exons.